AUGUAUCUAGCUAUUCCGAUAUCAGUAAAAAAGCAUUUGUCAUUCACGCAGAUGUAUGAAGGUGAAUCUCAUUUAUCACCAAUAUCGUCAGCGACGUCGGUUGUCGUUGAAGCAUCGUUGUUAUUAGACACGCACACCACAAAGAUGAACAUUGGCGAGAUGCUGCUCAUGAGCCACUUGGAACCUACUAUGAGGUUUCUCAAGAACAUCGUCGAGAGAAACGCGAGAGAUUUGAGUGAAGCAGUCACCUCUCCUUUCACGUGGUUAGGCUGUAUGUGGCAACACAUUCCCACACUUGACCGCUUUUCCGUUUUCGACGCUAAGGUCCUGAUAAUUGCUAUCCGACUUCUCAAAGAACUCUACGAAAAUGGUGGAUUUCGUGCGUGGCUUGGAGCGCUAGAUCGAUGGUCAUACGACAAUCAGCUCCUCGAGGUUGAUGACGAUUAUGAUGAAGAAAUCGACAUCUCGGACUACGGACUUGACAGCAGCGUGUAUGACGACGCCGCCAGCUUUGCUUCCGAUGGGCAUGAUGAUUUUUCAUACUCUUCCGACGACGAGACGGCUUGUGCUGCAAUAUUCGACAGCAACGACUCAUUCAAUGCAUUGAAUGCAACUGAAAUGCGCGAUUCAUCACUGCAGAACGACCCAACCCAGCAAGACGUGUAUACAAUUUUCUACUGUGGAUUUGAAGACCUUUCCGAUGAAUACCUUUUAGCGUCUUAG
Molecule: messenger RNA, 723 nt
Organism: Angiostrongylus costaricensis
Lineage: Eukaryota; Metazoa; Nematoda; Chromadorea; Rhabditida; Metastrongylidae
Source: the annotation of a GenBank genome assembly